GUCCUCGUGGCGACUGACGUGGCAGCGAGAGGGCUUGACAUCAAGGGGGCCUUGCUCUUAGAAAGGCACUUGAUCCUUACAGUACACGUUGGCCUAGUGGUCAAUUAUGAUGCCGCAAACAACACGGAGGACUAUGUGCACCGGAUUGGCCGCACUGGCCGUGCUGGCUGCAAGGGCUUUGCCGUCACUUUCCUGGAUAGAAGAGCAGAUGCCGGGAAAGCAAAAGGCAUUAUGGAGGUCAUGCAGCGCACCAAUCAGCCCGUGCCCGCCGACCUGCGAGACAUGGUGCCCGGCCCAGGUCAAGCUCUUCCCCUUCGAACUAACGGUAGACUCAGACCAGAAGGAUUGCUAUGGUGCCUGAGCUGCAAGCAUGUGGCCUUCUGA
Messenger RNA from Symbiodinium necroappetens, 384 nucleotides. The record is from the annotation of a GenBank genome assembly. NCBI's taxonomy places the organism in Eukaryota, Dinophyceae, Suessiales, Symbiodiniaceae.